UGAAGCCAGACUCAGGCUGAGCAAGGUGGCAGGGCAAGAGCACUCUCUUGCUUGGCUUCAUCUGAGCCCAUCACACCUCAGCUGGCUACGACCUGUGGUCUGACCCCAUUUGUCUGGAAAGAAAAAGAAGAGCCUGAAGACCAGCCACAGCCCAGUCAGAUUGAAGAAAUGUCAACCGUUGGGAAUUUUGAAGGAUUCCAGCCUGUGUCUUUGAAGCAAGAGGGUGAUGGCCAACCUUCUGAGACUGAUCACCUGUCCCCGGAGGAGGUGGAAGCUGGCAAGGAGCCAGGGCCAAGGCAGAUUUCCAGGCAGUCAAGUGUGACUGAAUCAACACUUUACCCCAAUCCCUAUCACCACCCUUAUGUCUCACGGAAGUACUUCGUUACACGGCCAGGGGCCAUUGAAACUGCCAUGGAAGACUUGAAAGGCCACAUAGCUGAGACUUCUGGAGAGACCAUUCAAGGCUUCUGGCUCUUGACAAGGAUAGAUCACUGGAACAAUGAGAAGGAGAGAAUUUUGCUGCUCACAGACCAGAAUCUCUUGAUCUGCAAAUAUGACUUCAUCAUGCUCAGCUGUGUGGAGCUGCAGCGGAUUGCCCUGAGCGCUAUCUAUCUCAUCUGUCUGGGAAAGUUUGCCUUCCCCAGGAUGUCACUGGACAAGAGACAAGGAGAGGGCUUUAGAAUCUACUGGGGCCAUCCAGAGGAGCAGUCCAUCUUGUCUCGCUGGAAUCCGUGGUCCACUGAGGUUCCUUAUGCUACCUUCACUGAGCACCCUAUGAAAUACAUCAGUGAGAAGUUUCUCAAAAUUUGCAAGUUGUCUGGGUUCACAUCCAAACUUGUUCCAGCUAUCCAGAAUGCUUGCAAGGAUUCCCCCGGAUCUGGAAAAGGGAAGAGGCUGACGGUGUUAACUGAACCCAUUUUGAUUGAGACCUACGCCGGGCUGAUGUCAUUCAUUGGAAACCGCAAUAAGCUUGGCUACUCCCUUGCCCGUGGGAGUAUUGGCUUUUGAGACUCUUUUUUGGUACCAUAUGUACAACCUCCACAAAGUUGUAUUGCCAAUUCAGCCCACCAUAUUUUUUUCUGAAACAAUUAAUUACCUUUGAAUAGCACUGCAUUAUUUUGAAUAUCUAAUAUUUCAGGAAAUCUAAAAGCUUAAGUGGAAUGAUAGAUCCACACUUUGGAACUCGAAGAAUAAUUAAAUUUCCUUAAUUCUAGAAAAUAAAUACUGCUAAACCCAUCAAAUAUAUUAUCAAAUGAGUGCCUGAUUAUAACCUUGGGGAAGGCUCUCUGGGUUCGUAUUCCUUUGGUUCUCUAAAUGCCCUCUGAUACUGAUUUAUUUUUCACUGGGGGCUCAUUGUCUCUAUCACUUUAGCUACCAUUUUAAUGGGAAUGAUUUCCAAAUCUGUAUUCCCAUCCUCCUCAAUAUUUAUUCCAAGAUUCAGUUUUUCAUUUCCGUCUGCCAAUCAUCUACAUAUUAAUGUUCCAAUGGCCCCUCGCAUUCAGCAUCUUCAAAAUCUAGGAUUUUUCUGUGGUGUUGUUAUGUUGCCAGUUAUCCAUCUCUGAAAUCUAUCAGUUUCAAUGUUUUAAAUUCUUUGCCAAAUAAAUAUAUCCUAUGAAGUGCCAUAUCUAUGCAUGGCUUAGCAUUGUACCCCAAUGCCCAAAUGUUAAAAAUUAAAGUUCUUUUUUUAAUUUCAAAAUUAUUAGUAUCUUCUUUCUCCCUCCCAUUCUUAUAGUGUAUUCUUAGAUUGAGUUUUUAAUUCUGCUUGUCUAAUUAUUACUGCAGCCUUUUAAUUGGAAACUCUAUUCCAAAUCUGAUCCUGUUUCAAUCUAUUCUGUACUUGGUUUCCAGAUUCUCAAAGAAAAUUUGAAUAUAUCAGUCCCUUGAUCAAGAACUUUCAAUAGCUCAUUUCCUUUUGGUAUUUUUUUGUUUAAGCAUUUUUUCAAGAGCAGAUUCUUUCCUUCUAAAGAGCCCUUUUUAAGAAGCCUAAUACUUAAACCAGGUAAAAGUAGGACCACUGUGGUUGAAGUGGAGCUGGUCAUGCCACUGGCUACCUCCAUUUCAGACUUCAGUGGUGCCCCACUGAAUCCACAGAUCUCAGAGGGUUUUCUGGACCAUGUUUAAAAACUCAUUUCUUGGGCAGUGCCUGUGGCUCAAAGGAGUAGGACUCCGGUCCCAUAUGCCAGAGGUGGCAGGUUCAAACCCAGCUCUGGCCAAAAACUGCAAAAUAAAACAAAAAAACUCUCAUUUCUUCUUUGCUUCUUUCUGAUUGAGGUCUAAUUUUGAACAACCCAGGAGAUUAUGUCAUCUACAUCUCUUCAAGUUUCUUUUCUGUUUCAUUUUAAAACCACAUUUCAUUUAAAUUUAAUGAGCAAACAAGUGUUUGUUGA
This is a messenger RNA of Nycticebus coucang (slow loris), 2387 nucleotides long. It is a transcript of the gene TPRG1, whose product is annotated as tumor protein p63 regulated 1. Gene Ontology annotation, cellular component: cytoplasm. The coding region runs from base 169 to 1008 and encodes 279 amino acids. The transcript has 6 exons. The record is from RefSeq and is a predicted model, not a curated record. Lineage: Eukaryota; Metazoa; Chordata; Mammalia; Primates; Lorisidae.